GAUGUAAGUUUUCGUGUAGUUUGGGUGGUGUAAUUUAACCUAAAUGUGAGUAGAUUCAAAUUCUGCAGGAGGUGAGAUAUAUAUAAAAAGGAUUUAAUUUUGUGGAAUAUUAAGAGUUUCAUCGAUAUCUUCAACGGAUCAACAUGGCAUUCAAAUUCGUCAUUUUCGCUGCCGUUUUGGCCUAUGCUAAUGCUGGCGAUUUGAUCGGCGCACCACUUGCCGCCCCUCUGGCUUAUGCUGCUCCAGCUGCUAUUGCUGCCCCAGUAGUCGCUAAAGUAGCUGCACCAGUAGCUGUAGCUAGAGCUGAACCCUACGACCCCAACCCACAAUACCAAUUCGGCUACGAUGUCCAAGACGCUUUGACUGGUGACUCCAAGAGCCAAGUUGAAUCUCGCAGCGGAGACGUUGUCCAAGGUCAAUACUCCUUGAACGACGCUGAUGGUACCAGACGUAUUGUUGACUACACUGCUGACCCAAUCAACGGUUUCAACGCUGUCGUCCGCAAAGAACCUUUGGUAGCCAAAGCCGUAGUUGCUGCCCCAGCUGUCGCCGCUGUACGUGCCGCCCCUGUUGUAGCUGCUGCUCCUUUGAUCCGUUCAGCUCCUCUGAUCGCUCAACCAGCCCUUUCAGCUCCUUUGAUCCAAUCUUCACCUCUUCUGGCUCAACCAGCAUACGCUAGUUCAUUGAUCCGUUCUGCGCCACUUCUUGCCCAACAAACUUAUGCUGCCCAAGCCCUAGGUGCACCUCUUCUGAGAUCAGCACCGAUUUUAUCUGCUGCACCAGCUUUAGGCUACUCCGCAGCCUAUGGUAAAAUUGCUGGCCCCCUUGGAUAUUCCACCUACAUUCACUGAAAACCCUGAAGACUGUUAUAGAUUUUAUUUAUGUUUUAUGAUUAUGAAUUAAUAAUUAAUGAUUGAUUAUUGUAAUGUAAUAAUCAAUGCUUUGAUAAAAACAUUUCUUACUCAAUCGAUCAUGGCUUAUUCUUAUCAAUCGCACGUUUUUCAAAUUCGAAAAUUUUAUCAUCUGUUAUUCACAUCA
This is a messenger RNA of Harmonia axyridis, 1038 nucleotides long. Its product is annotated as larval cuticle protein A3A-like. NCBI's taxonomy places the organism in Eukaryota, Metazoa, Arthropoda, Insecta, Coleoptera, Coccinellidae. Bases 144 to 851 code for a protein of 235 amino acids. The transcript has 2 exons. Gene Ontology annotation, cellular component: extracellular matrix. The record is from RefSeq and is a predicted model, not a curated record.